Molecule: messenger RNA, 1629 nt
Organism: Lolium rigidum
Lineage: Eukaryota; Viridiplantae; Streptophyta; Magnoliopsida; Poales; Poaceae
Product: protein TRANSPARENT TESTA GLABRA 1-like
Exons: 2
Coding region: 97-1164 (355 amino acids)
Cellular component (GO): nucleus
Molecular function (GO): protein binding
Source: RefSeq, a predicted model, not a curated record
GUCAGUCCUGGACUCGUGGUGAACAAUCACCCACCGCCAGCGCCCAGCGGCAAGUCCACCCCCAAAUCCACCCGAAACCAACCAAAAUCCUCCACCAUGGACCACCCCAAGCUGCCGCCAUCCACGGCGGCGGGGGCGGCGGACACGGCGCCCAACCCGCACGCCUUCACCUGCGAGCUCCCGCACUCGAUCUACGCGCUCGCCUUCUCCCCCGCCGCGCCCGUCCUCGCCGCCGGCAGCUUCCUCGAGGACCUCCACAACCGCGUCUCCAUCCUCACCUUCGACCCCGCCCACCCCUCCGCCGCCUCCUUCCGCGCCGUCCCCGCCCUCUCCUUCGACCACCCCUACCCGCCCACCAAGCUCCAGUUCAACCCGCGCGGCGCCGCCUCCACCCCGCUCCUCGCCUCCUCCUCCGACGCGCUCCGCCUCUGGCACGCCCCGCUCGACGACCUCUCCGCCGCCGCCCCGCCCACCGAGCUCCGCUCCGUCCUCGACAACCGCAAGGCCUCCGCCUCCGAGUUCUCCGCGCCGCUCACCUCCUUCGACUGGAACGAGAUCGAGCCGCGCCGCAUCGGCACCGCCUCCAUCGACACCACCUGCACCGUGUGGGACGUCGAGCGCGGCGUCGUCGAGACGCAGCUCAUCGCGCACGACAAGGCCGUGCACGACAUCGCCUGGGGCGAGGCGGGCGUCUUCGCCUCCGUCUCCGCCGACGGCUCCGUCCGCGUCUUCGACCUCCGCGACAAGGAGCACUCCACCAUCGUCUACGAGAGCCCGCGCCCCGACACGCCGCUCCUCAGGCUCGCAUGGAACCGAUUCGACCUGCGAUACAUGGCCGCCCUGCUCAUGGACAGCAGCGCCGUCGUCGUGCUCGACAUACGCGCGCCCGGGGUGCCCGUCGCCGAGCUGCACCGCCACGCCGGCUGCGUCAACGCGGUCGCGUGGGCGCCGCAGGCCCCCAGGCACCUAUGCUCCGGAGGGGACGACGGGCAGGCGCUCAUCUGGGAGCUGCCCGAGACACCAGCCGCUGUGCCUGCUGAGGGGAUUGAUCCGGUUCUCGUUUAUGACGCUGGCGCCGAGAUUAACCAGCUGCAGUGGGUGGCCGGACACCCUGACUGGAUGGGUAUUGCCAUUGAGAACAAGGUCCAGCUUCUCCGGGUUUGACAACAAGCAGAACAUUUCUGAAGACACUCAAUUCAAUGGGAGCCGUGGGAUUUCAAUCUAUCUGUUCACACGUGUCUAGUUGUGGCAAACUCUUAGCAUAUUUGGUACACCAUUAACAUGGAAGAAGUCAUCCUGCCCGCUCUCUCUGGUGAGUUGUAUUUUGCUACCAACGAAUGAUCAUGUUGUCAGUAUGGACCUGACUACUGUGAGUAGAUUGAUCUCACUGUGAACAUGGAGAUAUAGUCUAUAGCAUCUUUUACUGUUAGCAAAGGGAUUCAGAGGUUGGCUCUAGUCUUGUAGUCACUCAUUGUUAGAGUCUCCCUCUUAUCUUCAUUAUUCUGUUUUUUUUUCUUCGAUUAACACACUUUCCUGUAAUCCUUGUGGUCCGCCGAUCAUACUCUGGUUGUAUAUUGUGAAAACACACUUUUGAGAUUAAUUCCUGUAAUCCAAGUAUCAGUUCAAAUA